Hippocampus comes (tiger tail seahorse) is the source of this 1311-nucleotide messenger RNA. RefSeq names its product nucleophosmin 1b (gene npm1b). The record is from RefSeq and is a predicted model, not a curated record. Lineage: Eukaryota; Metazoa; Chordata; Actinopteri; Syngnathiformes; Syngnathidae. Gene Ontology annotation, biological process: ribosomal large subunit biogenesis; ribosomal small subunit biogenesis; regulation of centrosome duplication. Gene Ontology annotation, molecular function: chromatin binding; RNA binding; histone binding. Gene Ontology annotation, cellular component: nucleoplasm; nucleolus; centrosome. Bases 64 to 1011 code for a protein of 315 amino acids. The transcript has 11 exons.
CUCGGCCAGGCGUCCGUCAGGGCGUUCUGCGGAAGUAAAACCCCAUUACACACAACAACAAAUAUGGAGGGCGAUAUUUCAGAUAUGAACAGACCUCAAAUGUAUUUAUUCGGUUGUACCCUCAAAUCAGACAAACGGGAGUACAAAGUUGAUGUCGACGACGAUGAAACGGAGCAACAGCUGUCUCUCAAAGCGGCUUGCCUGGGAGCCGAGGCUGAGGACAAGUUCCACACGGUGGAGUUGGAGGCGCUCACUUAUGACGGAAAGGCCACCAAAGUACCGCUGGUUGUGCUGAAGCCAUCUGUGCUGCCUUCUAUGAGUUUAGGUGGAUUUGAGAUCACGCCGCCAGUUACUUUCCGUCUCCUGUCAGGUUCCGGACCGAUACACAUAAGUGGACAACAUUUUGUCAGUGUGAGAGAUUCAGACAAUGGCGAGGAAGAACACAACACAUCGCCUGUGAAGCGUCCAGCUAGCCAGAUGUUGGGGAAAAAGGUUUCAAAGAAAAAGCUAAAAAUGGACUCUGACGAAGACAGCGAAGAGGAGGAGGAGGAGGAGGAGGAUGAUGAUGAUGAUGAUGAAGAUGAGGAUAGUGAUGAAAAUGAAGUCACGCCCCAGAUGAGCGUCAAAAAAGGCCCGGAAAUAUCGAAGAAGGCCAACAAAAGUCCGAUGAAACAAAAUGGCCCUGCGUCGAAACCAUCAGGAUCGGGGAUUAAACCACAGGUUAAGACACCUGUUCCAGGAAGAGACAAAGCGCAGGCCGGCCCGUCUAAAUCUCCGUCUUUGGCCGAGAUAAAGAGCAAGUUGUCGACGGCGGCCAAAGAGGGGAGACCGCUGCCCAAGACGGAGCAGAAGUUUGAGAACUUUGUCAAGAGUUCCUUUAAAAUCUCCGACAAAAAAGUAAGUAGUCAAGGACCUGUGGGGUUUUGUGACGACGCUGAAGAUGGAGAAGAAGUAGACGACUCCGCACUUAAAAUGCAUUUCUCUCUUUUUUGCAUCCAUCGGGUGAUUUAAAGGCACAGUCGGCAAAUUUUCUACUUAGCCUUCUUUUCCAUGUCGACGCCGCCAAUAGCGUAUGACUCGGACGUGUGGCAACACUCUUUCACUGGGGGCACGUUUGGCGGAAGAGUGGUUUCGCCAAAUGCAGAAAGGAGCCCAUCUUGUCAGCCUGCACCACCUGUAGCGCAGCAAAGCGAGAGCGCGGCCAGUACAGACCUGCAGACGUGCCGCUUCGAUAACACGCAGGACACCUGCCCGUUUUACACUUGCAGCAAAUACAUUGAGUUCAUGACACAAAACAUUGGACGUGUUCAA